GCACUUGCGAUAGCAUGCUUGAUCGUAUACGCUUCGUUCUGAGGUAUCUUUGCUACGAUUUGCUGCCCACUCUCACUCGAAUGUUGAAUCACACAGUUGUUCGUACGGUUUCGCCCCAGUCCGAGGUGUAUUACAGCACCCGACUACCCUAUAGAACCUGUGUCCAUCUUAGUGCUGUGAGUAGCUGGCGAGGGAUACUCGCUGAUUCGAGUUAAGAUGCUUGUUUUGAUACUGUUUAUUCCGUCUCUAUGCCAAUUGAUCCUGGGGGUGUACAUUAUGGCUCGCUUGAAUGUUGUCCGUCUGCACCAAGUGGCUAGCUAAGGUCAGGCAGUUAUGAGGAAUUGAACACUGCUCAAAUGGCUUCAGGAGACGAGCUUGUGACCUCGUCCAACCCGGAACACCCCGCCAACCUCAUCCCAUCUCUGUGCGCCAAAUUCUGGACGCUGGGAUGGGUCACAGGUACCGGCGGCGGAUGCUCCAUCUGUGAAGAUGACCUCGUCUACAUUGCUCCCUCUGGUGUGCAAAAAGAGCUCAUGAAGCCAUCAGACAUUUACGUCCUCUCCCUCGCGGCCCAGGACGCCUCCCUCAAGAACCGCGUGUACCUGCGCUCGCCGCCGUGCUACAAGCCCAGCCAAUGCACGCCCCUCUUCCUCGCGGCCUUCACCCUCCGCGGCGCAGGCUGCUGUAUCCACACGCACUCCCACUGGGCCGUGCUCGUGACCCUCCUGCUCGAGAGCACCGACUCCCCCAAGAUGUUUGAGAUCAACAACAUUGAGCAGAUCAAGGGGUUUGGCAGGGGAUUCCAGAAGACGGGGAACUUGGGAUACCACGACACCCUUAGGAUCCCCGUCAUUGAGAACACGCCCCACGAAGAGGACUUGACCGAGUUCUUGGAGGAGGCGAUGCGCCAGAACCCAGACACGUACGCCGUGCUCGUCAGGCGACAUGGCGUCUACGUGUGGGGCGACAACGUGCACAAGGCCAAGACGCAGUGUGAGAGUCUGGACUACCUGUUCCAGUUGGCCGUGGAAAUGAAGAGGCUCAACUUGCCGUGGAUCAGCGAGGUGACGCCUGUCGGCCCGCAGCGAUGAACAUGGCGGGUUCCUUUGAUAUUGGAGCAAAGAGGCGCAAACUGGACGGGG
Molecule: messenger RNA, 1142 nt
Organism: Emericellopsis atlantica
Lineage: Eukaryota; Fungi; Ascomycota; Sordariomycetes; Hypocreales; Bionectriaceae
Product: Methylthioribulose-1-phosphate dehydratase
Exons: 3
Coding region: 357-1091 (244 amino acids)
Cellular component (GO): cytoplasm
Molecular function (GO): metal ion binding; methylthioribulose 1-phosphate dehydratase activity
Source: RefSeq, a predicted model, not a curated record